UGCUCUGUUAUGGUACGUGCGGCAACACGUGCUUUCGCUACACCUUUUUGUUAGCCGAUUAUUGUUAAUUAUUCUAGUUUUUUACACUAUUAAAUUGAAAUGUCAGUAAUACAUAGUUCAUUAUGUGUAACACAUGUAAAUAUAACUCCGUUAUGAAGUUACUUAAAGUACCAAGUUCUCAAUAUAACCUUAUUUAAAGAAAUUGCCAAAAUGGCUGAGGAAAACGAAGAUACUUCUGAAGAUAGUACUGAUGUUUUUAGUUCAAAGUUUGAUCCAUUGAAAGCAUUCUAUACGGAUGGACUAAAAGUUCCAGAUGCGGAAGCACCAAUAUUUGAUAAUAUCAGCAAAUUUGAAACCUUUUGUUUGAAAGGUCUUACUGCGAAGAUAAUUGACAGAGAUAUGCAGAAGGGUGUGGAAAUAAAAUCGACUUCAAGAUCAUUUAUUUCUCAAGAUUCUACUCGAUCAAUUCUAGUUGAAAGAAAAAAGAAAUGCUCUGAAAAGAAUAUCAUUGACCGAAUGGCAAAAUGUUUUGGUCCUUUAUCUGCUCUGUACCAAUACAUGGAACAUAGAAUAAAAGUUAAGAUUCACACCAGAAGCGUUGAUGGUAUUGGAGGUCACAUCGAAGCCUACAUCGCUGCUUUUGACACUCACUGGAAUCUUGCACUGGAAGAUUGUAUGCAGGUGUGGACAAGAAAAAUUGUUAGAAAAAGUGCAGGAGACUCUCAUAAGAAAAUAAUAACGAAGACAAAUACUAAUCAUAUGACUGUUGUGAAGAAGAAUAAACGAAUGGAAACAUUGGAACGGCACAUUUCACAAUUACUACUCAGGGGUGAACAAAUUGUUUCAAUAGUAAGGAUGGAAUGAUCAAAUAAUUUUUCAACAGUCACAAUGAGCGCACGUAUUUUGCAAAGUCAAAGGAUGUUUAUCGUGUUUUUAAACAUUUUCUAAUAAAGAUAUUACCAUAUUUUUUAUUUUCAAAUUUUUAAAUAAACUCUAAUUUGUAGUAUUUUGAGUUUAUCUCAUUUAUAUCAUUAAUUACUAUGCGUCUAGUUUUUUGUUUUUGUAAGAGUAAACUCUCUUAGGAGGAAAAGCCUUUCAAACAGUGUUCUAUUUUUCUAGUUAUUCACUCGAAGCAUGCGAGUAUUUUAAACUU
Phymastichus coffea is the source of this 1153-nucleotide messenger RNA. It is a transcript of the gene Lsm11, whose product is annotated as U7 snRNA-associated Sm-like protein LSm11. Gene Ontology annotation, molecular function: U7 snRNA binding. The record is from RefSeq and is a predicted model, not a curated record. Gene Ontology annotation, cellular component: U7 snRNP. NCBI's taxonomy places the organism in Eukaryota, Metazoa, Arthropoda, Insecta, Hymenoptera, Eulophidae. Gene Ontology annotation, biological process: mRNA 3'-end processing by stem-loop binding and cleavage. Bases 211 to 864 code for a protein of 217 amino acids. The transcript has 5 exons.